Messenger RNA from Saprolegnia parasitica CBS 223.65, 2601 nucleotides. RefSeq lists its product as hypothetical. Lineage: Eukaryota; Oomycota; Saprolegniomycetes; Saprolegniales; Saprolegniaceae. The coding region runs from base 1 to 2601 and encodes 866 amino acids. The record is from RefSeq and is a predicted model, not a curated record. The transcript has 2 exons.
AUGGGCACGGAGAAAGUACUGCCGGGCAACAACGAGGUCCACGCACGCUUGAACACGCAGGUGCUGCUGCAACUCCAGAAAAACAAGGCGAUCCUUGCCGUGGGCUUCUUCCUCAGCUGUAUGUGGAACCUCGCGGCGCCGAUCAAAGCGUGGGCGCUCUCCCGGUAUGGAUUCGCGUCCACGUCUGACACGCUCGUGCUGGAGCUCGAUUGGAACACGGUCGUGAACGGCCGGUUCCUCACGUCUCUGUACACGUCGUCGGGGAUUCCUCUGGCUUCGCCGAUGGAAAAGACGCGCUACAUCAACGUGUUUCUUGACUUUAUGGUGGCCCCCCGCUCCGAGUUGCGCUGGGUCACAUCGCUUCUCGACACGAACCGCACCUUCCAGAUGGACGUAGACGGCGUCGCCAAGCGUCUCAGUCUCAACGGCAGCCGCGAAGUCGACCACUUCAACGUCGAUGUCGCUCCGUUUGCGGCGACGGGGUUUCCGCUCUGGGGCAACGAAGUCAUUUUCGACUAUGUUCCGCCGACGACGCAGGACGUGGGGCUGCACCAAGUCACCGAAGCGCUGCUGUGUUUGAAAGGCCUCACCCCCGAAGAGCUCGUGAACCUUCAGUUUCCGAGCAACUUGCGGCCGUACUCCAGUGCCUCGGACGCGGCGGCGAUCAACAUGUGGCGCGCCAAGGUCUUCCCCGACUUACGCGCGUGCAUGAACCGGCGGGCCGCGCUGCUGGCAUCCGCGAAAACGCCCGCCGACGGGCUCCUGGCGCUGGCCACCGAGCUCGCAUCGACAUACGACCUCGGGCUUGUCAACAUUGCGGGGCACCACCAGCUGUACACGCCGCAGACUGGUCGGGACCCGUCGACCGUUCUCACGACAGGCAGCGGGCACUUGAGUGCGAUUUUGAACCCGCGCGAGACGGCGUGGUAUUGCACGUUGCAGUACGUCAACCCGAUCUCGGGGUUGCCGAACGCGACCGAGUGCUUUGCCAAGGUAGCGACAACGUUGCCAGCCUUUUUCAACGGCAAGUACCUCUCGGUGCUGGCGGGUACUCGCUACAACGACAACAAUGCGUUCGAGAAGGGCCCUUCAAAUCAACGCAUCACGCCGUACACGUACAAGCGCCGGACGAUCGCACCACUGCACUCGAUCUCGUAUGUGAACGUCGGCAACCUCUCGGCGUGGCAGGCGCUCUUUCAAACGAUCGUCGCCAACGCCACACAGACUCCUCGGACAACCUCCAAUGCGCUCGAAGAGAUGUGUUUGGUGGGCGACGGCUGCUUCUCGACGUGCAUGAACUCGUCGGCGAGUGGCGGCACAACCGUGACCUAUAUGCGAGGGGGCGUCUGCCAAGCGUCAGUCGACACAACCGCGCACGGCCUCGCCGACGUGUUUGUGGAUGUCCGCUGCUUUGGCGCAGGCACUUCGCACCUCCAAGUGACGUACCAGUCGCUCAACGGCGUACGUAACACGCUCGUGAUUAACGGUACGGCGGGGCCCGUCGCAAUCCUCGCGUGCUUGAUCGGGGGGCGCCCCCCCGACACCGAGUACCCGAGCUACGUCAUGGACAUGCUCGCGCAAGGCACGCAGGCCUCGCUAGUCAUGACCAAAGCCAAUGGGUCCGAGACAACGGUGCUCAACUUCAUUGCGCUGCUGUCGCUGGCCGGGUACAUGUACUUUUUCAUCCGCAUCGCCGUGUACCUCCGAAGGACGUACGAAUGGAUGCGGGCGAUGCCCAUUAGCAAGCGCAAGAAGGCGCAGCUGCUGUUUAGCGUCACGAAUUCAAGCAUCUCGAACGUCAUUUGGAGCCACUACCGAACGUCGAUGCGCUGCAUUGGGUUUCUCUCGUUCCUCGAGUGGCACAUUGGUGCGAGCCAAAACCACUGCCAAUGGACCGACGCCAUCACUGAUGUCUCGCUCGAUGCUGUCUAUGUCUGCGACGUCAAUGUCUUGGGGCACUUUGCCAAUAUCGAAGAGCUCGUGCGACUCGCUGCGUACUCGUGGGUCUUCUUCGCACUCGUUUUCAUGGACCGCAUGCCUGGCAUCGCGAUUGAUCUCAAGGGCUACGGCGUCGCGGCGGUGCUUCUCGGCGUCCUGCCCGUCUCGGUUUUGGCGAUUCUAGUGGCUGAAAUAUGCAUCCUUCGGGCGACCGUGCCAGCGCUGAGCUGGAUUCACAACCAGCUCUGGCUCGCGCUCGUGUGGCUCGUCGUCAUGGCGGUAUUGCGCUCGGGUGUUUUUUUGCCGUACUUUAAGCUCGUCACGGCCGCGCUUCGACUCGUCGGCAUCGGUCGGCAGCCCAUUUCCAAGGCGUCGCCGUUCUACAACAUCAUUUUUCCGUAUUAUUGGUCGUCCAUGGACCUCAUUCGCGACGAAGAGCUCAUUUACGUGCCGCUGAGCGUCCUCAUGGAAACGCAGUCGAUCAACUUGUCGAAUGUAUUUGACCACCAGUACUUUGUCUAUGGCCUCAUAGACCUCGACACAAUGGCCCAGAACACCGAGCGCAAAAUGCCCUAUGUGCAAACGGACGGUACGAUCCAACACCCCGACUGGAUUGCGACGACGGACGAGUAUUAUGUCCGCAUCGCCAAGCGCGACAACUGA